AUCGACUUAACACACCUUUUUUAGAAAUGGAAAUGGAAAUGGAUUUGUCUCUUGUCUGAUUUUUUUUGAGAAUGCAAUGUGAAGUUGAGCAAUCUUAGUGGAACUAAUAUAAAUUAGUAUUACUUUUGUGUCAUGUCGAAUUGUAAAAGUUUCUCAAAAAAUUUUGAGCUUACUCGCCGAUUAAAGUCAAGAUAAAAAAUACGGAAUGUAGUUCGUUAAAUGCAAUACAUUAAAUAUCUUGAUCGAUUGGAUUGCAAAACAAUCUGUGAUUGACAAGACUGCGAAUGUGAAUAGUUUGUGAAACGAAGAGACACCGGCAAUGUGGAUCCUCUGUAUACUGAUUGGACUUUUCCAACUUGUAAUUCUAUUAAUGUUGUCUGGUAUCCUGUUUUCCGUUGCUGCCGUUUCGCGUUUGAUGGAAAUAACAAUUAUCCUAAUAUAUCCCACAGCCGUAUUUUUAUUACGGCAAGCCGCAAAUUUAAUCAUCCUUCUCACAAUCCUGACGGCAAGAAUGACAUCCUCGGCGUUUCACAAACUAUGCACUCUUGUUAACUGCAAUCAGCAGCAAGAAACGAUUUCUCAACAAGAAUCAUUGGGAGCUGCUCAGCUGCAGCUCGACAUGCAAACUCCUUUCGUACCGUAUAAAAGUAGCGUCCUUGAAGAAAUACCACAAGAUAUUUUGCCUUUAAAAGACGAAUUUUCUGCUGUUUCAUCAGCAAACAACGGUAUUAUCGAACCUACGCAAGAUCAAUCACAGGAUAAUAGCUUAAUCGAAGAAUCAACUGCACGCAAAGAUACCACUGAUUCCGCUACCUACUAAUGAAAAAAAGGAUGAUCAGGGGAAGAGAAUUAUUUGAGAAUUAUUUGAGAAUUAUUCGUACGAAAUAAUUAAUUUUAUUUAUACAAACAAUUUAUAUAAACAUGAAAUAUAUUUUAUUGAGAAAUA
Molecule: messenger RNA, 946 nt
Organism: Wasmannia auropunctata (little fire ant)
Lineage: Eukaryota; Metazoa; Arthropoda; Insecta; Hymenoptera; Formicidae
Exons: 3
Coding region: 320-820 (166 amino acids)
Source: RefSeq, a predicted model, not a curated record